UCUCAUUCUACAAUACGCGUAGCCUAGCUAGCUAGCUUGAAUUGUAUCUUCCAUAAUCCACACAUACACACCAAGAUCAAGUACAACCAAAACAUAGUAUAUAUAGAUUAUAUAAAUACAUAUCUAUACCAAAUUAAAUUAAGUUAAUUCUCAGCCUUUGUACAACAAUUUAAAUUUUCUAUGGAAAAGCCGGAAGGGUAUCCAGAACCAGAAGUGGUUGAUCAGGAAGAAGAUGACAGAACAAGUUCUGUUGAUUGGUUCCGGCCGGGUGCCAAAGACGACAUGUCGUUACUAGAAAGUGGUAUUCUGGGAAAAUAUUAUCAGACCCAAAUAACGGGUGAUCAUCAUGAAGAUUAUUAUUAUAAUUUCGAGUCAAGGUUUGGAAUAUUAUCAGACCCAAGAUUGCUAGCAGUGGUGGAGUUCUUCAGAGAGCUUUACUUCCGAAGGAGGGAGUUGUUUACUAAAACAUUUCCACAAUUACAUGAUGAUGAUCAUCAUCAUCACAUUUUUGAGGUGUUAAAAAACUCAGGCACCAAAUUAUGGAGAGUCAAAUCGGGUGAUGAUAUUCAAACCCGGGCUGUCUCCCUGCAGAGGAGCUCGAGCCUCGGGUCGCCCCGGUCCCGGCCGGCGGGGACUCGAGGAAUUGAGUCACCUUUGAGGAACGAGUGGAUUAAGGUUAAGACACUCAACACCGGCGGUGGUGAAACUAAGUCCGGCGGCGGUGGUUCAAAAUGAUCGAGUCUUGCAUGACCCGGCAUAGGAAAUGGUAUUUAUUAUUUUUAUUAUGGGAACAAGCUGAUGAAAUUAAUGUUCUUUGUUUUUGCAAGUGGAUUAAAAAACAAACAAAGUCAAAUUUGCAAAAUCAGUUUGAUUCAAUGGUUGGACUAGUGUUUGGGUAUGGUUUCAUUGUGUUUUGAUUAAAAUUAGUGGGAGGUUGAUCGAGAUCUUCUUCUCUAUCUAAUUGAGUGCUUUAAUUAUUGAUUGAUUUAUUUAUUAAUUUGUUCUUUCUAGCUUGUUUGGUUGGCUCGGAAGAAGAAAUAUUUUAUGGUUUCUGGCUACGAGUCAAUUAAAUUGUAUAUAUAUUUUGUUGGUUUGCCUGAUUA
Molecule: messenger RNA, 1103 nt
Organism: Humulus lupulus (European hop)
Lineage: Eukaryota; Viridiplantae; Streptophyta; Magnoliopsida; Rosales; Cannabaceae
Exons: 1
Coding region: 181-735 (184 amino acids)
Source: RefSeq, a predicted model, not a curated record